Molecule: messenger RNA, 3793 nt
Organism: Lethenteron reissneri (Far Eastern brook lamprey)
Lineage: Eukaryota; Metazoa; Chordata; Hyperoartia; Petromyzontiformes; Petromyzontidae
Product: ankyrin repeat and SOCS box protein 7-like
Molecular function (GO): protein binding
Source: RefSeq, a predicted model, not a curated record
AAAUAUAAAACAAUACAAAUUCUCACGACGUUUCGACUGCAACACAAGCAAUCAUCAUCAGGUGUGAAAUCCACAGCAAUAAAUUUUCUUAAAUUAUUUAAAGGCAACGUUUUUGACGAAGUGUGUUGAGUUUUGUUUCGUAAUAAUUGAUGUUUUAAAAACGUCUAAUAGGCUACGUUUCACGUGCCAGCCGCUAGAAGCCGCUAGUUCGAGAUCAAAACAUUUCCACAGCGGCGCGUGUUGCUGAUGGCUACUGGUUGGUGGUGGUGGUUGUUGUUGUGAAAAAAAUUCACGGCCAUGUAACAAGAGCUGGGUGGGAGUGUCAACCCCCUAUGUUUGUUCCCCAGGAUGAGAUUGUGUAACCACUGAAGCCAUCCCCUUCCACGGCCAAACAGCCCAACAGCUGAUCCUUCACCACCCACCCACCCAUAUUCCAUCUCGGUCUAUUUUGGUUCCAGCAUCAGAGCCUCAGAGAGAGAGAGAGGCCGGAUACACUCACUCACUCUGUGGCGCAGUCCGUUUUGUUUUAUUGGUUGAGUUUAUAUAUGUGUACUGUAUAUAAUUGUGUACGUGAUUUUGGCGUGAAGUGAUAUCAAAUUGUUAAGGAUAUUGCCAGUUUGUGAGUCACCGCAUUCAACAUAAUAUGGAUCGUGCGUAAUGCUUGCAGAGUGAACUUCGAGUUCUGAGAGCAGAUUGACCUUAAAGAGUCUGGAGAUGCAGGCAGGAGGGGGCAGCACGGGCAGUGUGAAGGAGAGAUGCAAGAGACUGAGCGAGCGGUCGGGAGCAGGAGAGAAGCCAGCCUUGCGUGGAGUGCGCUCGACCGCGGGUCGCGUUCUGCGCUUGCGAGCCGCCGUGGCGUGCGACGACGUGGUCUCGGCUCGCCGGUUGCUGCGGGAGAUCAUCGGCUCCAGCGUGGACGAGACUCCCGGAUCGACGGCCGCUCCCGCUCCCGUCGCCAACGCUGACCUCCAGGGGAACUCCCACGGCUGGGCCACGGUCGCCCAGGUGCGCGACCGCAACGGCUGGACGCUGCUUCACCUCGCCACGGUGCGCGGGAGCGAGGGAUGCGUGCGGCUGCUCCUGCAACACGGAGUUGACCCGUGGGACGGCGAUCAGGAAGGCGGCUUCACCGCAUUGCACUACGCUGCCAUGGGUGGGCGCGGCACGGUGGCGCGCAUCCUGCUGCAGUCACCGGCAGCGGCGGCGGCGGCACCGGGGAGUGCCCCAACUCAUGUGGCUGCACCGCCAGUGACCCAGCCGGAGAUUGAGUCUCCAUCAGAAGCCCACUUAAUCGCCGACGCUCCAUCAGAGACCCACAUGGAGAUCGAAUCUCCAUCGGAAGCCCAACCGGAGCACGUGGCUCCAUCGGAGACCCAAAUUAUCGCUUCGAUUCCGUCGGGAAUCAAUGCUCGCGGCGCAGGGAAACCCCCACUGGGGUCUGGACCGGGAUCAGCUGGGGUGGACCGGCGGCUGGGGUUGGUGGCCGCACGCAGCAGAGAUGGAUGGACUCCGCUGCACGUGGCGGCCAGCUACGGGCAUGAUCACGUGUUGCGAUUGCUGCUUAACUACGGGGCGGACGUGGACGCGCAGAACGGGAAGGGGCUGAGCGCGCUCGUCUUGGCCGUGAUGCGCGAGCGCGAGAGCUGCGUGCGCGCGCUGCUGGAUUGCCGUGCCGACAUCCGCGCCAACCACGACCUAGCGCUCUUCUCCGCCGUGCUCCGGGGCAGCGACACCAUCUGCCGCCUCCUGCUGCAGAGAGGCGCGGACCCACGUGCGAGCCGGCCCUGCGACGGCCUCACGCCGCUCCACGUGGCCGCCCUGCGGGACGACGCGGCGUGCUCGCGCCUCCUGCAUGCCCACGGGGCCCACGCGGGGACCCCCAACGCCGCCGGCGUCUCGGCCUUCUCCGUGUGCGCCCGGCGCGCGCGGUCCGGCAGCCCCUGCCUGCAGUUCCUGCGACAAGCGGCAUGCCGACCGCGCUCGCUGCUCGAGUGCAGCCGCGCGGCGGUGCGGCGGGCGGCGUGGCGCGCGGGGGCGCUGCCUCGCCUCGGGGAGCUGCCGCUGCCCCCCACGAUGCUCCGCUACGUCCUCUUCAGAGGCAUCGACCUCAGCGACGGCGACUUCCGCGACGAGGAAGCGCCGAGGCACGCCGGCGGCGGCGGCGGUGAUGCGGGGCCGAGCAACCUGCCCCGCAGCCCGCUAGCGAACGGUGGUGGCCAGACGCGGCAGCAGCAGCAACAACAACAGCACUAGCUGUGAUAGCAGCUGUGAUAGCACCAGCUGUGAUAGCAGCAGCUGUGAUAGCAGCACUAGCUGUGAUAACACCAGCUGUGAUAGCAGCAGCACCAGCUGUGAUAGCAACAGCUGUGAUAGCAACAGCUGUAAUAGCAGCACCAGCUGUAAUCGCACCAGCUGUGAUAGCACCAGCUGUGAUAGCAACAGCUGUGAUAGCAACAGCUGUGAUAGCAACAGCUGUAAUAGCAGCACCAGCUGUGAUCGCACCAGCUGUGAUAGCAACAGCUGUGAUAGCACCAGCUGUGAUAGCACCAGCUGUGAUAGCAACAGCUGUAAUAGCAGCACCAGCUGUGAUCGCACCAGCUGUGAUAGCACCAGCUGUGAUAGCAGCAGCUGUGAUAGAAGCAGCUGUGAUAACACCAGUAGAAGCACCAGCUGUGAUAGUACCAGCUGUGAUAGCAACAGCUGUGAUAGCACCAGCUGUGAUAGCACUAGCUGUAAUAGCAGCAGUAGAAGCACCAGCUGUUAUAGCAGCAGCACUAGCUUUAAUAGCAGUAUCAGCACCAGCUGCGAUAGCAGCAACAGAAGCUGUAAUAGCAGCAGCAGCAGUCGUAGCACCAGCUGUAAUAGCAGCAGCAGAAUCUGUAAUAGAAACAGCAGCAACAACAGCAUCAGCUGUAAUCCCACCAGCAUCAGCUGUGAUAGCACCGGCACCAGCUGCAAUGAGGGCCCGAUUAAGGUUCUUGUACUUCUGUUUUCGUAGGUACUGCCGCCCCUACGGUUCUGAUGCCCCAUGACACUACUACCGGCACUGUCACUCGCUUGUUUCAGGCGUACUUCGUCCAGCCGCUGGACAGAUGUCGUUACUGCUGAUACAUCCAUCGGUUAGUCUGUGCCCUGAUUCGACGGGAGCGCGCUGUGUGCCGCAGAUAAGCGGAUUUGGUUUGAGAUUAUUGAGAGAGAAAAAAGGUACGCCUAAAUAUAUGAGAGAACAUUUCUUCAACUGUUUUACUGUGCUUAUCAUAUCGGAUGACGCGGCUUUAAAAGGAUGCCGUUCAUUUUCAUCGAUAACAAAUUGAAUGUUCUGACAGAAUGACCACGUGGCGAGCACCGUAUUGCUUUGCUUUCGUUUAAGCUGAAAGAUGUUGGUUAUUUUAGGUGUAAUAUGCCUCGCCUACAAGUCAACGACUUGUUACCACUGCGAAGAAAUGACAACGAGCAGCCAUAAAACACACACAUACCUAUUCAAGAAGAUAAAUUGGUGACAAAAAAUGCAUCAUACAAACAACAACAUGGUCAAAAUGGUUUUUUUUUCGUAGGCCCUAGGCACAGUGCCUAUUGUGCUUAUUCGAUAAAACAGCCCUGGCUGUAAUAGCACCAGUAGCAGUAGCAGCAACAAUAGCACGAACUGCAAUAGCAGAAGCUGUAAUAGCAUCAGCAAUAGCAGCAACGUCACAAAGCUCUGCCCCCCCCCCCAAACAAAAAAAACAUGCUUCAAAUCGCUUUAUACUAUUGUCAUUGUAGUCUGUAUUUAAUGUGGCGCUGCACUCUGAUGUUG